Molecule: messenger RNA, 660 nt
Organism: Ilyonectria robusta
Lineage: Eukaryota; Fungi; Ascomycota; Sordariomycetes; Hypocreales; Nectriaceae
Product: kinase-like domain-containing protein
Exons: 3
Biological process (GO): protein phosphorylation
Molecular function (GO): protein kinase activity; ATP binding
Source: RefSeq, a predicted model, not a curated record
GAACACUAUCGAGUAUUUUUCCGUAUCUCUCUAGGCUCCAACAAGAAUAUAGCAGUAGCGCAGAAAAGACCCGCCACAUCUAGCAAGAAUACGCAGGGUGCGCUGCUUUGGAAUCUUUCUGGCCCCAACGCCCGGGAUGAAGUAGCUAUGGUACAAUCCAUUAAGCACGAAAACUUCGUCAAAGCUCUCGCAGUCUAUGGGGCAGGGGAUGACCUUACGGUAGCCUUCGAGUUUGUACCGCUUUCUCUUCAGGAAGUGGUCGUGAACAGGCGUCUGAAUGAGUCAGAACUGGCAUGCAUUCUGAAGCAGGUCGUGAAUGGCCUGUUAUAUCUGGAACAGCACGAUUGGGGCCACCCGAAAUUGACAUGUUCGAACGUAUUGAUAGAUCAUGGGGGACACGUGAAGAUCUGGGGUCAACAACAAUGUAGCCAGCGUUCAUCUCAUAAUCUCAGCGAGGGCCUCUGCUUGUUGACGGCGCAGCUGAUAGCAGGUCGCGAAGAGAAGGUCAAUCCUGAUAAAUUUAGUUACGGCAUUUGGACGCCUCCCAAGGACGUGGUCGACUUCUUCGAGCUAACAAAGGAGCUAAAAAAUUCGACAAAGGACAUCGUAGCGGGACCAAUGGUCAACUUCACGCCUGGUCAGAAUCAGAUGGAGCGAGUC